AUGUCCAGCGUUGAAGAGGUUUCCGACGCGCUCAACGGUCCAUUGGUGUUCCGGCCUCCCGGAUACAAGGCGCCGAAACGCCGACACCGGUUUCUGCGGCAGAUCAUCAACGACGAGGCCAAACGGGUCCAGCUCAAGCAGCAGCAAGCCCACGACCCAACACUCAUCACGUACCAGUCGCUGGCGGCCCCUCCGUCGCUCAAGCCCAUCAAGACCUACUGCGACAUCACCGGACUGCCCACAAACUACAAGUCGCCUCAUAAUCAAUUACGGUACUAUGACAAAGAAUGCUACGACAUCGUGAAACACAUGGCCCCUGGCGUGGACCAGCAGUACCUGGCACUGCGGAGCGCUAAUGUGGUUCUGAAGUAG
This is a messenger RNA of Ogataea philodendri, 372 nucleotides long. RefSeq lists its product as uncharacterized. Gene Ontology annotation, biological process: chromatin remodeling. The record is from RefSeq and is a predicted model, not a curated record. The coding region runs from base 1 to 372 and encodes 123 amino acids. The transcript has a single exon. Gene Ontology annotation, cellular component: Ino80 complex. Lineage: Eukaryota; Fungi; Ascomycota; Pichiomycetes; Pichiales; Pichiaceae.